CCAAGUGUGAUGGUCUGCAACUGAAUCCAUUUGGCCAACGCCACCCUUGUAUUUCUGCUGGAGAAGGAAUGCCGCUAACAAUUGUCUUUCUUUCUUUGCUGAAAUUCCCAUUGACCCAUUUCUCCAUUUUGUCCUUUCUUUCCAUUUUCUAGGACUUAGCUUUCUCCUUUUCUUCCCUUCUGUUUGUAGUAUCAUCUUAUAUUUCCUUGUAUUAAGCUGAUGCCAUAAAAAAGAAUUGAGCAGUCUUUCCAGGAUGGCGGUCAGCUUCAAAUACUGGGAUGACUGCAUUGAUCCCCAGAACAUGGAAGAAAUGUGGAAACAACCCGAAGUGAGAACAGAGUGGAUAGAUGCUGGGGAGACUCAAGGCCAAAGAGUUCACUUAUCAAGGGAUCCUGAAGGACAGUCUUAUUUGACACAAACAGAGAUGAGGGCUGUGGCUGAAAUCGUUACCCGCAUACAUUUUCAUUCACAGAUAGAUCCAGAGAUGAUUUGUGCUAUUGCAGACCUUGAAAGUGACAGGCGGCCUCUUUCCAUUCGAUAUGAUAAGAAAAGCAAGGUAACUACUAUAGGGAUCAUGCAAAUUGCGCCAAAAACAGCAGAGUGGAUGUUCAGGGAAUGUGAUUAUUCAUCAUACCCAGUCGAAGAGGAUCCAAAUAUUCUAUACAGGCCUUUUGUAAAUGUAUAUUUUGGUGCAGCUUACCUUCAAUGGUUAUCAAAAUUCGAUGAUGAAGAUAGAACUGAAGAGUUUAUCGUGAGGGCAUAUAGGGGUGGUACAAAAAAAGCAAGUCAUAAAUCAACCCUGCCGUAUUGGAAGCGUUAUCUUUCAGUGAAAGAAAGUUUUCUAUCCAGAAAACAUUUUGAUGGUCCUUCGCCGACUCAAGCACCAACUUCACCAACUUCACCAGUUUCACCAGUCUCACCAUGCUCAGGGGUUGGCCUAAAUUGGGACGUUAGAGUUUCCUCUGAAGACAUGGAACAGAUGUGGAAUCAUCCUGAUGUCUCCAAGGAGUGGACCAAAUCUAAAGAAAGAAGGGGAAAAGUGCGCUUUUCCUAUGAUAAAGAGAAGAAGCCAUAUCUUUCUCGAAUAGAACUGAAGGCAAUUGCAGAAAUAAUUGUUUCCAAGUACUUCAGUACCAGGGGAAUCAAACCUACAGUACUUUGUGCUCUGGCUGAGAUGGUUAGCAUGCACUUUGUAGAUGGGAUUGAAGCACGAGCUGGAAUAAUGGGAAUUGACUACUCUACAGCCUUCUGGCUUUACACAGAGGUGGGCUACAGGGCUUAUCGAGUUGAUUAUGUGGAAGAUUUGACCAAACCAUUUGUGUCCAUGUAUUUCGGUGCGGCAUAUUUUGCUUGGUUAUCAGAGUAUGAAGGGAGGGAAAGGACUCCACAAUUUGUGGUUCAGGCUUACCUUGCUGGACCAAAGAAUGUAAAUCUUCAAGAGACAGGUCCGAUGUGGCUUAAAUUUGAGCAAGUUUUGAGCAGUUACGAACCCAGAAAAAGGAAUCAAGAGAGCUGCACCAUCUUAUAACCUGACAGAUAUCAGCUGGUCACCAAUGUUUGGAUGGUUCUCCAGGGACCAUUGUUAAAGUUGUGUGAAAAUGAAAUGCAUUAUGAAUUAGAAGAUUGGUAUAAACACCAAAUACAUGUGUAAAUGCUGUUACACAGCACAGCAGAUGAAUUAUUGACACGUUUGAGCGACCAUUAUUAUGUUAAUACACUGUAAGUCUCACUGGAGAGGAGUCCCUUUUUACCUGUGCAUGUUGAACAAAAAUGUAAUUGCCUAUAUACAUAACAUAAC
This is a messenger RNA of Theobroma cacao (cacao), 1798 nucleotides long. Its product is annotated as transglycosylase. Lineage: Eukaryota; Viridiplantae; Streptophyta; Magnoliopsida; Malvales; Malvaceae. The record is from RefSeq and is a predicted model, not a curated record.